UCCGGUAUACAGUGACGUGUUUUUGUCACAUAACACCGCUUAGUGGGGACAAGAGACGGAUCCUCCUCCUCUACUGUACAGUUACAUAUCUGUUCUGCGUACACAAAUCAUUUCUUAUCCUUCAGAGACGAGUAAAAGUGUCGCAGGAAGCGGACAGUUCAUCGGUGAUGGCUUCGGUUAAAAAAGACGACAGACUGACGAGCUCUCAGAGCUUUAUGUGCGUCGGUUUCGCCGGGGUUUUCAGUAAAACCGUCACGUCGCCCCUCGAGGUGGUUAAAAUUAAAAGUCAGGUGGGAACUUUUUAUUGCAAGAAGGGUUUCUGGCAAAGUUUUGCCCUCAUCUACCAGCAUGAGGGAAUUCGAGGAUUUUGGAAAGGAAACCUCGCCUCUUGUCUGCGGUUGUUCCCCUACACCGCAGUUCAUCUCACAACAUACAAAAAGAUAGUCCACCUUCACAUGGAUGAACUGGGCUUCAUCUCUCAGUGGAAAGCCAUAUUCGCCGGCGGACUGGCUGGUAUUGCUGCUGCCCUGACCACGUACCCUCUGGAGGUGGCAGAGACCAGGCUCAUCGUUCAGAACUGCAGACAGCCCACAUACAUCGGUGUAGCUCACACACUCUCAAAGAUCUACAGUAAUGAAGGGCUGCUUGCUCUCUACAGGGGCUUUUCCCUCACUUUAUUGGGUGCAUUUCCCUUUUCCAUAGGAUGCUAUGCAGUCUACAUGAACUUGGACAAACUUUGGCAGGAGCCUCCUUUUCGCUUCACUCCCCUUCAGAACUUCAUUAAUGGCUGCCUCGCAGCGGGAGUGGCCCAAACACUCUCCUACCCUUUUGAAACAGUGAAACGGAAGAUGCAGGCGCAGAGUGCCCGUCUUCCCCAUUUUGGUGGAGUUGACGUCCAUUUCAGUGGAAUGGUGGACUGUUUCAUACAGGUUGUCAAAAACAAGGGUGUCCUCUCACUGUGGAAUGGCCUUACUGCCAACACAAUAAAGAUUGUUCCCUACUUUGGCCUUCUUUUCACCUGCUUCGAGAUGUGUAAGCAGGGCUGCCUUUACCGCAACGGGUACAUCGUCUCACCCCUGAGCUACAAACUUGCACCGGGGGUCGACCAGAGCCUCGGGCCGUACGAGCUGGAAGACGCAAAGCGCUACUUGAAAAACAGGAACUUUGGGUCAGGGGAGUCGUCUUUCAGAAACCGCUGGUGAAACUUGACAUGAGAAGAUAUCUUGUAGGGAUGCGGGAUUCAGAAAAUGUUACAUUCGAUUCACUAUCAAUUUUUAGGCUCAAGAUUCGAUUAAAAAUCGGUUUUCAAUUCAAAAAUGAUUCUCAAUUUUAAAAAACGAUUCACAGUAUGUAAAUGCUGUUACUUUUCCCAUGUGAUAGUAUCCAAAACGGGAAAAAAAUAAAUAUGAAUUGAUUUUUGGAAUUCUAUGAUUUGAUUUUGAAUCUGUAGAGCUUGAAUCGCAAUAUAAAUGUGAAUCGAUUUUUUUGCCCACCCCUGACCACACUUGACCAGCAAAUUGAAAUAUUUGUUGUGUCUAUGAUAAUUAAAUAACAUUUCAGGUUUCAGGUCUUCAUAGAAGGCGUUACCAUCUAUUUAAAUGAUGUCCUGUCAGCAACGGUCUACCUCUUUCAGAAAUAUUGUUAUUUCAUCUGAUGGUAUUAUUUGUUAGUGAAAUGUUCCCUCACCCUUCAUGUCUUUCCAUAACUUUUUUUAACCAACAUUAUGUGCCUUGAGCAUUAACCUUUGAUUUCGGGGCUCAUUUCAGUUAUUGAUAUCAAAUGGUGCCAUAUGGUGUGAUAGAUUCUAUUUGUAAUGUAUGAUGAAUGGAUAAAUGUUAAUGCUUCUUAUGUUUGAGUAUGAUCAAUCACUUAAAUGUACUAACAUUGAUUGUGAUGAAAGACAUGCAUAAAACAUUAAAAUUUCAUUGAGACAA
Messenger RNA from Etheostoma spectabile (orangethroat darter), 1934 nucleotides. It is a transcript of the gene slc25a43, whose product is annotated as solute carrier family 25 member 43. The coding region runs from base 168 to 1202 and encodes 344 amino acids. Gene Ontology annotation, biological process: transmembrane transport. The record is from RefSeq and is a predicted model, not a curated record. Lineage: Eukaryota; Metazoa; Chordata; Actinopteri; Perciformes; Percidae. The transcript has 5 exons.